GGAAAAAAAAACAUGGCGGAGAGCUGUGCGUGGCUGCUGGUGCUCAGCACCGUGUUUGUAUGCAAUCUCUUUAAAGUCCAGCUUCCUACCUUUUCCUCGAUUUUAUCCAGGUUACUGCAGAAGGAUGCAGAGCAGGAGUCUCAAAUGAGGUCUGACAUUCAAAGUAUGAGACAGGAGCUCUCCAGUAUUAACAUGAUGGACGAGUUCGCGAGGUACGCCAGGCUGGAGCGUCAAAUCAACAAGAUGACCGAUAAACUUAAAACCCAUGUAAAAACCAGAACUGGCCAGCUAGCCAAAGUCAAGUGGGUUGUCAGCAUUGUUUUUUAUGUACUACAGGCUGCUCUGAUGAUCUGCCUGAUAUGGAAGUAUUACUCUGAACCCGUUAUCCUGCUGCCCAGUAAAUGGAUUGCACCUCUGGAACGCCUGGUCGCCUUUCCUACAGGGAUUGCAGGUGGAGUUGGUAUUACAUGUUGGCUGGUGGUGUGCAACAAGGUGGUAGCUGUUUUUCUGUACCCCAUCAGCUGAGGAGGUGAGAAUCCAAACAAGCGACCACCCAAAUCCUGUGCACUGAGUAC
Molecule: messenger RNA, 575 nt
Organism: Nanorana parkeri
Lineage: Eukaryota; Metazoa; Chordata; Amphibia; Anura; Dicroglossidae
Gene: GET1
Product: tryptophan rich basic protein
Exons: 5
Coding region: 13-525 (170 amino acids)
Biological process (GO): tail-anchored membrane protein insertion into ER membrane
Source: RefSeq, a predicted model, not a curated record